AUGGCCGUCGGCACUCAGCAGGGCGCCUCUGGCCCUGCAAACGGCGUCGAGUCAACAGCGGGAGCAGCAUCUUCGCCCAACACACCAUCGAGGCACGGACGUGCAAGGCAUGCUCGUACCAAUGCCUCGCUCACAUCCAGCUCCGGCAUCACCAGCACCGAUGCUCCUUUCUCCAUGGACACACUUCCUCGCCGUCCGUCCGUGCCGAACGAGGCCACCCGCAUCUUCCAGACAACCGGCUUGGAUCCAUUCGGCACGGAGCCGGACACGCUCUUCCGCUCGCUCCCGGUCAAGGAGGUCGAGGCGUACGAGCGUGCCGUAAGGAGCAUCGCCGUGUCAAAACAACAAGAGCUCCGGGCACUCGUUGGCCAACGCUACCAGGACUUGCUCGGUACAGCCAACACGAUCAUCGACAUGGUCAGAAGCUCGCAGCAACUUACAGAGCGACUCGAGCACCUCUCGAGCGGCUUCCAGCUUGCGGCGGAUGCCAAGGAGAAGCACGACAUGCCAAGCAAGCUUGCCAGGCGCAGGAGCUUUCUGCCCACACAACCUCCAUCCGGGCUUCAAGAUACAGAGGCGUCCGAUCUGCACCAAGAAGCAGUGUACGUGCUCGGUGCUUCCUUGCGUCUCAUCAUGGACGUGCCAGAGUACGUCUGGAAGUCAAUCGAGAAGGGCAAGACUCUUCAAGCCUCCUGGGCAUUCUUGCUGGCAAAGGCCACCUGGAACGAUCUUACCGACGCCUCUUCCCCUCAACAUUCUCAUUCGGCUCUCUUGACCGAUGCAGAAAUGGGAAUAACCUCGACAUCGGAAGCCGUGACGAUGCUCAAGGUCAAUGUCAGGGAAACCUUCCCUUUCAUCGAGAAGCAGUGGCAGAGCAUGCAGCCGAUGCGCAAGCAGAUCAUCCAUCGAGCCCUCCUCCUCCUCUCGGACAUCGAUAUCGAGUCUGCGGCUGUCGCUGAUCAGCUGGCUGCGCUGGUCCUGAUCGACGGGACUCGCCUCGAACAGGCUUUGCAGCUCCUGCUGUCGCACCGACUGACGGCGAUGCGCCGCUUACUCCAACGCCGACGCAAGGGGAGAAAGCCCUCCUCCCACAACAAAGAUGACCGCCGCGCAGCCGCAGCGUCGACACGGAGCCCGGACGCCACAGAAAGCGAGCUUGCGGGCGACAGAGUGGCCAAGGCAUCUCACACGAUCGCACAGCUCACAACGCUGUUCGCGCGAUCGUUGCAACACGUCCUUCAGCUCUUUGUGCUCCCUGCGCGCGCAGAAGAUUCGUCAGAAGCCAGGCCUUGGCUGUUCAGCUUGCUCAAUACCAUCACGAGCACCGAUCAUCCUGCAACGACCGCCAAGCUCGUCUCGUCUCCGACAAGCGAACGUGCUUCUCUGAUGCCUCAGCCAGCCGAUGAUCGGACGCCACGCCAGAAUGCGGCCGCCAUGCGCGCAUUGCGUCGCAAAUCGAGCCACGGCCUUCCGCCGUCUUCGACAGAUCCAAAGCUCGAUUCGGACGAAGGUGUCGAUUUGCCGCAUCCACCGCAGCGACGUGCUGUCAGGAUCUCUACUGCGGAUCUGAUCCAGACUUUGCCCAGCUCGCGUGUCCUCGUCCGGCUCCUGCCGGUGUCUCUGCAGGAGUACGUGCCUCCUCUCGAUCUCGCUUCCCGCGGCAUGCCCGCUCCCAGCCAAGUGAUGGACGAUCUGUCCUCUUGGUCUGCCAAGGCUCGCGAAAUCAUCGUCGGCGCAUCGAACCACGCAGGUACGGAUAGCUUACCGUCAUUACUGGCAGAGCUCUCUGAUGUCCACGAGCUAGCCAAGCUGCGUAGGUCGCUCCGCCUCGCCAUGCAACGCGCACGCCGCAUCGUAUCGCGCAAGCUCGGAGUGACCGACGACACAGAAGACAAGGCACGCCAUUCUGCGCUCGCAAAGGUGCACACCGAGAUGCAGAAGUUCGAAGCGGACAUUGCUUCCGCCUUGCAGGCGCGACUGCUGCAGCUGCUGCAACAGAAACUCUUGGACGCUGCUCAGGCGCUGCUGAAAGAGGCCAAGGCGACAAUCACCUCUCUGGAACGGGACGCUGCAAGCCUUGGGAACGGAGCCGAUGCAGGGGCUGCCGCUGUCGAGAUGCCUCUGGACGCUCUUUUCCAUCCGGUCGAAGCACAGAAUGCAUCCUCGAUGCGGACAGCUCCUUCGUAUGCGGACGAUCUUUCGAAUCCGAUCCGGUCGAGCCGCUCAUACAUCUCGGCGUUGCAAGACGACCUGCGCGGCCGAUCCAACAAGGUAGAAAGCCUAGCGAGCCUGUACGAGACGCCGCUGUCUGCCAUGUCGCGCGAGCUCAAGAUCUACCGCGCUGAGCUCGAAGGCGACGAGCGAUUUGCAGAUGCGAGCGCGGCGAUCCAGACGAGCUUUGACUCGCUCAUUGCAUCUUCGCGAAGCGAAAUCGAGACUGGCCUUUCGGACCUACUGGACCGAUCCGACGGCACGGCGAUUGGCGCAGACGGUGGACUACCGCGAGCCACGUCGCUGGCGAUGCAGCUUAUCGCUGUUUUGGCCACCGCUCAUGGGCAGGAAGAUCAGAGCGCAUCGAGAGCUCUCCGGCCGCCUGUUAAGAAGAUGCUGGAGCGACAUUGGAGGCCUCGGUUGGAGCGAAGCAUAUCGGGCGUAUUCACACGCCCUAGCGGGACCGGCGAGCGCAGGGAUCCCGCCGGAUCGUCCGUCUCGACGUCGACGCUGCAGAUCCUCGCGCUGCUUUCCGAGUCGAUUGUUGAGCUGGGGCCGGCACUCGCAGGUCCCGAGCUCGCCGGUCUUGUACGGCAGAUCCUAGAAGGCGUGGCCGCCUCGCGCGCAGCAGCCUCCACUGCCGUCGAUGGCCAAGCCGCCGCGGAUGCAGCUUCUCUCACAUCGCUGCUCCAAAGCGAGCCGGGCGCAUUGGCUGAGCUCAUCGGCGCGGAUACCAGACUGCAUCGUGUGCGUCUUGCCCUUUCGCCGCUGUUGCUAGCGCUGGCUGCAUCGGCACCCGGCUCGCACGUCGAAGCUCCCAGCGUUCAAUGCAUUGUGCUUGCACGAGCGGAGCCCGCUUCGGCCAUCGGGGAAGUCAGACCCAUCCUUUCGGUCCCUCGCAACAGGAGGCUGGAGCGCUUCUCGCCGCUUCCAGUCCGCUGA
Messenger RNA from Moesziomyces antarcticus, 3153 nucleotides. RefSeq lists its product as uncharacterized. NCBI's taxonomy places the organism in Eukaryota, Fungi, Basidiomycota, Ustilaginomycetes, Ustilaginales, Ustilaginaceae. The record is from RefSeq and is a predicted model, not a curated record. Gene Ontology annotation, biological process: intra-Golgi vesicle-mediated transport. Bases 1 to 3153 code for a protein of 1050 amino acids. Gene Ontology annotation, cellular component: Golgi apparatus; COG complex. The transcript has a single exon.